Molecule: messenger RNA, 142 nt
Organism: Funneliformis caledonium
Lineage: Eukaryota; Fungi; Glomeromycota; Glomeromycetes; Glomerales; Glomeraceae
Source: the annotation of a GenBank genome assembly
AUGCCAACAGGUGGACUACCCGAAGUAGUUUUACAAGAAGUUAGAUCUCGUGAUUAUUGGGAGAAAUCUUAUACUCAAUGGGGAAAUACAGAAACGUGGGAUAGCUACUUUCAAGAAAAUGUACAAGAAGCAACAAGACUAA